Molecule: messenger RNA, 1025 nt
Organism: Chara braunii
Lineage: Eukaryota; Viridiplantae; Streptophyta; Charophyceae; Charales; Characeae
Source: the annotation of a GenBank genome assembly
GGGACGCGGGGGGAGGCAGCUGCAGGCGAGGCCACUUCAGCAGGGAUGCAGGGGAAGGCAGCUUGACACGAGGCAGCUGGAGGUGAGAUGGGUGGAGGCGAGGCAACUGGGAUGCCGGGGGAGGCGCAGGGUGGAGGCGAGACGGGUGGAGGCGAGGCAGCUGGGAUGUCGGGGGAGGCGCAUGGGUUGCACGAGACCGGGGUCGCUGCACCAGACGACCCGCGUCUGGUGCCCGACCGGCCUCUUCAUGACGGGCGGAGGACCGAGGAUGCUUUGCCUGAGACCGAGGACAUGCCUCCGAGUCUGGAGGACAUACAAACGGGUCAGUCAAUGGGUGUUGAUGAUGUUGAACCAUUGGCACAGGUAGAUAGGAUAUCGCCGACCACAGGGGGGAGGGGAGACGUUGCGGGGGACGCUAUAGUUGGGGGGAUAGAGGAGCGAGUUCAUGGUGAUCCGGUGUCCUUGGUUGGGGGCGGUCGCCAUGCAGAGGUCGAUAGCGGGGUCGGACAUAGAGAUGAGGCGAUCAGUGUGCCUGAUAGAGACAGACGGGAGGCGUCGCGGAGUUUGGUGGUCCGCACGGCCGUGGGGCCGGUGGUGCCACAUGAGGCACCGUUUCCUAUAGAUCCGAUACGUUGUGCAGGUGGUGUCGCCUCGAUCGUAGAGCGACGUGUAGGCAGGGGCAUGUGCGCACCAGCGAUCCCGCCUUUCGCACCGUCUAGGGAGAGGACACAGUCGAGGUAUGUGCCUCAGCCUCGCGGCACCUUUGCAUUCGGUUGUAUGACCGCCGAGGAGUUGGAGGCACACGACACGAUGGAUUACAAUGGGAUCGACACCGGCUGGCCGGACUUGUCAUGGGCGCCAGCCAGCCUGAGCUUACUGUCUGGAGGUUCUACUACAACGCCCUCUAACGGGGGGGGAGGGCCGUUGUCACCCCCGACCGCAGAUGUCACACCGCGCGGUAGUCACACCCCGAGGUCGGGAUGAACACGAUUUUGUUCGGUCGCACCGAUCGGCCAUGGAGCGAG